Molecule: messenger RNA, 784 nt
Organism: Pseudocercospora fijiensis CIRAD86
Lineage: Eukaryota; Fungi; Ascomycota; Dothideomycetes; Mycosphaerellales; Mycosphaerellaceae
Exons: 1
Coding region: 129-332 (67 amino acids)
Source: RefSeq, a predicted model, not a curated record
AGACCAACGACGGGAGUGUUUCUGCUUGCACAUGUAUAUACAAUGUAAGAGACAUCUACAUCUAUCGGACGAAUAUUAUGACUGACCUUGACCAGGUACUGUAGUAGAUAAUCCGAAUUCCAACUCAAAUGCAUUCGAUUUUAGGCGAUGCUAUGCCUCCGUACGACUUCCAGCACCUGGUACAGCGCUGCACGAAUACCAACGGCCGAGAAGCCUUGACCCCCCCAGAACGACAUCGACGUUGCGCCACUUUUCGGUAUUCUUCUUGCCUCCAAAGGCCUCCUGUCCAUCUAGGAACCGUGCAAUUCGGCACAGAAAUUUGUAGCCACUGAAAUGGCCUCGUUCAGUGUAACUUCCUUCGACACCAGUGUCCGGAACGUGGUCUCGUCAACGCGAAAAAUUCUCUGUGAUGGGUUGCCGAUUGCAACACAGGUCGAUCCGAAAGUGUUCCUCCUUGGCAAAAAUCAUGCUCCAGGCAGGGAACGAGUGUACUAGCAGCCACAGUGACUUGAUACGCGCACCAAAAAUCAUCGCGACGGUGAAGGCGCAGCUUCCUCCUGAUCCGGGAUAACUCUAACCACCGGCGUCGGCAGCGGCGGUGAAAUCACCACAGUACUAUGAUUCCGAUUCUUACUCCAAACACCCGGCCGAAUCUCACGGAGUUCAAUCUCAGGCUCAAAAUCCGUAUGCGCGGUCGAGGCUCCACACAAACGCCACAGCGCAUCAAAACCCCGAAAAAUCGAAAUGAUGACGGAAAUAAAGUACCACGCAGAUUUUCCGCUGC